AUGGCUACUACACAGGAGGAUCCCGAAGUUCACCUGGCCGCUGAAGACGAUGUCUCCGAUAGCGAACAGGACCUUGAGAGCAUCCGCUCAGAGACCACAAGCGUCAAGGACUCCAUUCUUGAGCACAGGAUCGAGAACGGAAGAUCAUAUCACAAGUAUAAGGAUGGCAAAUAUGCUUGGCCUAACGACAACAUGGAGCAGGACAGGCAGGAUAUGCAACACGAAAUAUGUAUCCUCACAUUCCACGAGAGAUUGGGCUUCGCUCCUCCUUGUGACGAGGGCGCUAAGGUUGGCCGUGUUCUCGACCUUGGUACUGGAACUGGUCUCUGGGCUAUUGACUAUGGUGACCAGCAUCCAGAAACUGAGUUUGAGGUUGACGAUGUCGAGGAAGAGUGGCUCUAUUCCCGGCCUUUUGACUACAUCCACCUUAGGUUCAUGAACGGGUCUAUUUCGGAUUGGAGGAAGAUCAUCCAGAAAGCUUACGAUAAUCUCGUCCCGGGAGGCUACUUUGAGAUUCAGGAGGGAGACUUCGUCAUCAAAGCUGAUGACGACACUCUACCUCCUGAGAAGCCAUUAGCGCAGUUUGUUUCCCUCAUUCGCGAAGCUGCUGAGAAGUUUGGGCGCAGAUUCGCUCCUAUCCCAGAGAUGAGGGAGCUCAUGAUCGACGUUGGAUUCGAGAACGUGGCCCAGCAGAACUUCAAGUGGCCGUCUAACGCGUGGCCGAAGGAUGAGCACUACAAGAGAAUUGGCGAAUGGAAUUUCCAUAAUUUCGUUGAUGCCGCUGAAGCUAUGGCUCUUGCACCUUUGACCCGGGUUCACAACUGGACGAAGGAGGAGGUUCAAGUGUUUCUUGUAGGUGUUCGCAAAGAUAUGAGAGACAAGAAGAUCCACUCAUAUAUGCCAAUCUACACUCUUGUAGGCAGGAAGCCUUUGAAAGAAAACAGUCCAGCUCCGCCUCAAAGUCAGAGCACUCCAGCGGAUGCCGAAGCUUCCACAGCGGCAGCUUCAGCUUCAGCUCAGUAA
Molecule: messenger RNA, 1023 nt
Organism: Colletotrichum paranaense
Lineage: Eukaryota; Fungi; Ascomycota; Sordariomycetes; Glomerellales; Glomerellaceae
Product: UMTA
Exons: 7
Coding region: 1-1023 (340 amino acids)
Source: RefSeq, a predicted model, not a curated record